CUUCUCGCAAGGUCAACAGCAAUGCAUGUGCUUUGUCGAAUGCAAGCCCACACUUCCAAUCUCAAUGGAAUCCACCCAACCUCAAAGAAGCGGGAACCUUUGCGACUGUGGCACUGGCACAUGUGUGACUGAAGCUACGCCUGUCUCUGUGGCUAGGCUGUUGGGUCCUUCAAGUUGACGGCCGCUCUGUUCCAUUGGACAUUCUAAAGAACACCAGCUAGUCAAACACCAAGAACCGCAUCAGCCUCUGUACCUCCCAAUCAAGUUCUACUUGCAACUUCCGACACCGCCCUCUCACCACCCAAAUCAGUUGCGAAAGCCCCUGGCAGACAACAUGUCCGACGUUCGCGCCCUGUUGCGGCAGCAACGAGCGGCGCGCAGGAUUGAUCACCCACAUGCAUCGUACUCAGACACGGGGAAACUUGUUUGCACCGUCUGCAACGAGCCCGUCAAAACGGAAGCCCUCUGGGAGGGUCACCUUCGAAGUGCAGCUCACCGACAAAGACUGCAGAGCCUGCAUCUAGCAUUGGCGAAGAAUGGUGGCAAUGGAUACGCUGGCUUCGUGGAACAACCGUCGCACAAGCGAAAACUCACUGAUUCGGACGAGGAGGCGGCCCGUGAAGAUGAUGAUGCGGCUCGAAGGAAACGCAGUAAAGCCGACACGGGCUUCACAGAGCAAAGCCAGGAUGACACAGGGACGCCGGCGAAAACGAACGAGGGCAAGACCAGCAAACCCAUAACUCCGCCUCUUACCCGCCGAACCUCGGGCGCACCUACCGCCGGUGUCGAGCUGGAAAUCCCUUCACGUCCGGCAACGCCGAGCGCAGGCGGGACACCAAUGUCCAUUUCCACACCCAAGGCGCCAUCAAUUGGCCGCUCUCCUCUUGUGCCAGAAGACUCCGCGGCGCCACAACAGUCCGCGACGACUGCGCCAGCUCCUUCCGCUCCAGAUACACAACCACCUCCAACGAGCAACGCAUCAGCAUCAGCCGCAAAUGUGGCACCAAUAGACGAAGACGAAUGGGCCGCAUUCGAAGCCGAUGUCAUCCACGGAAUAGCAACAACUACUGAUACCAACGCCGCCAAGCCGGCCCUGGCAGCAGCAGCAGCACUUCAUAGCGACGCAGUCAUUUCUGCACCGGUAAUGAGCGCUGCAGAGGUAGCAGCCAAGUCAGAAGAAGAAGAGCGCGCAAGGAGGCGAGCCCUGGCGGAUAUACAACUUGAGGAUGAGAAGGAAGAGGCCACCCGGGCGUUAGAGACCGAGUUUGAAGUGAUGGAGGAGUUGGAGGCAAGGGCGCGGAAGUUAAGGGAGAGGAGGGAGGCACUCAGGAUACACGCUAAUGGCGGCGCGUCUGCUGCAUCGGGUGGUGGACAUGGAGAUGAGAGUGAGAAGAAAGGGUUAGCGGCGCUAGGGAAGGAAAAUGCCGAUGCGGAGGAUGAAGAGGAGGACGAAGAUGAAGAAAUGGAUGAUGACUGGGAUGGUUUCCGGUUCCGCGCGUAGGACCGUGGAACUGCCCUGGACAAGUGAGCCUGGUUUAGUGAUUGUCGGAGCAUGGCCUCACUUCAGUCUGGGGGUGGCUGGUUACAGUAAUCGAGUGUAAAUACAGUGGUGUGUCCAGAGACAUGGAUGCGGCGCCGCAGAUGGGUAAACGCCCCUAUCCACCUUGUGUCUACUUUCACUUAAACCCUUUUCUCGGGUAGUACUUAGCCUAUUGCCCGAGUUACCUUCAUAAUGAACCCAAGAAACCAUCGAUAUCCUCUUGGUUGAGACCCGACCUCCACACUAGCUACCGCAGCCAGAGGUUGUUCACUAUUUCACAGCAUCACAACCUGAUGCAA
Molecule: messenger RNA, 1839 nt
Organism: Chaetomium strumarium
Lineage: Eukaryota; Fungi; Ascomycota; Sordariomycetes; Sordariales; Chaetomiaceae
Exons: 2
Coding region: 335-1501 (388 amino acids)
Biological process (GO): nuclear DNA replication; mitotic DNA replication checkpoint signaling; mitotic DNA damage checkpoint signaling
Cellular component (GO): spliceosomal complex; nucleus
Molecular function (GO): zinc ion binding; nucleic acid binding
Source: RefSeq, a predicted model, not a curated record